CCAUCAGACAACAGUCUUUCAAAUUCAAUUCGUUUGUUUUAGUGUCAAUUUACUUUUAACAAAAAUUAGAAACAUGAAUAAAGAAUCAAAUUACUCUGAGACCCUUAAGGACAAGUUUGGUUGGGAGGAAUAUACGGUAUUUUCCAUUGUACUAGUGUUAUCAACAGGGAUUGGUCUUUUCUAUGGAGUAUAUAAACGCAAAGAGCAAAGCAAAGACGAAUAUCUCAUGGGUAGCAGACAAAUGUCAGCAGUCCCCGUUGCCUUAUCCUUGAUGUCCAGUUUUAUUUCUGCUAUCGCGAUGCUGGGAAAUCCUAUGGAAGUGUAUUUAUAUGGAACACAAUACUUAACCGUUAUUAUUUCGUUCAUCCCAAUGACCUUUGUGCUCAUUUACGUGUAUGCCAACGUGUAUUUCAAAAUGCAGUUGACUUCAUCAUACGAGUACCUGGAAAUUCGCUUUAAUUCUGCAGUUCGGUACCUUGUUUCCAUCAUUAAUAUUCUUUACUUGAUAAUGUAUUGUUCUCUUGUGGUGUAUGGCCCAAGUCUUGCGCUGAACCAAGUGACUGGAUUCGACAUUAAUUUAUCGGUUGCCAUUAUAUUCGCCGUUUGCAUAUUUUACGCGUCAAUUGGAGGAUUUCGUGCCGUUUUGAUGACGGAUGCAUUGCAAGCAAUAAUUAUGAUUGGGUCAAUGUUGGCAAUUAAUAUCAAAGGUUUCUCGGAUGAAGGAUUUCAAUCAAUAUGGGAGAAACUGGAGGAAACACGCCGUAUAGAAUUUUUUCGAUUUGACACUGACCCUAGGACGAGGCACACAGUUUGGUCCAUUGUUUUUGGAGGAUUUUUCAUGUACCUGAAUUUUUUCGCCGGAACGCAGGCAAAUAUUCAACGGUACUCAUCCAUGCCUGAUUUGAAGACUGUGAGGAAAGCGAUUCUAAUCAAUUACGUGGCAUUAACUGUAAUGAUGACGUGCGUGGUCAUGAGCGGACUAAUUAUUCUUGGAAAGUACUUUCAUUGUGACCCAUAUUCAGCGAAAUUGAUCGAGUCCUCUGAUCAAACAAUUCCAUUCUUGGUGAUGGACAUAUUGGGCGACUAUCCCGGAUUGAGUGGAGUGUUUGUCGCUGGAAUUACGUGUGCUAGCUUAUCUACAGUUUCCAGUGGACUAAAUUCACUAGCAGCUAUAAUCACAGAAGAUUAUGUGAGAAAGUUUAAACCCGAUAUAUCGGACGCAGUGCUCCUGAACGUUUCCAGGAUUGUUUCUAUUGUGUCAGGGAUUCUCUCGUUUGGAUUUGUCUUCAUUGCAAUGAAUAUGGGAAAUAUUUAUCCUGUAGCAAUUUCGAUUGGGGGGAUGGUUAUGGGUCCAACAACAGGCCUCUUUACGCUAGGAAUUAUUUUUCCGUUCGCAAAUUCGUGGGGUGCUUUCCUCGGGGUGGUUUCUUCUUUCAUGUUCACAGGAUUAUUAACAAUCGGUUCAUCAAUCGCUGGAAUGAAUAAACUUUUACCAGACCAGUCACUCUCAGUUUCUACAGAAAAUUGUUCCGCCUACUUGUCGGGAAUAGACUUGGAGAACAUCAAACAUGUGAACCAUUCAUAUGCUCCAGGUUUUGAUUGGAAGGAACGCCAUGAAAAUGAUUCUCCUUACAUUAAGCUCGUUUCCACAUCUUAUCUCUUGUUCCACGGAAUUGGUGUGCUCGGCUCCGUUUUCUUUGGAUUAUUCUUUAGUUUGACAAUAAAACUGAGCAAUUUAGACAGGGAUAAACCAGUCAAAAAAGAAUGCUUAAAUGAGUAUUUUUUAACACUUUGGAAAUGGGUUGCACCAAAUCAAAUUGCAAAUUUAGUUGAGGAGAAAGAUACCUUAAAAAAUGGUGUAAGCGAUGAAACUAAUAAAACUCAUGGAUUGUAAACAUUGUAAC
Molecule: messenger RNA, 1904 nt
Organism: Folsomia candida
Lineage: Eukaryota; Metazoa; Arthropoda; Collembola; Entomobryomorpha; Isotomidae
Product: sodium-coupled monocarboxylate transporter 2
Exons: 12
Coding region: 74-1894 (606 amino acids)
Biological process (GO): sodium ion transport; transmembrane transport
Cellular component (GO): membrane
Molecular function (GO): symporter activity
Source: RefSeq, a predicted model, not a curated record